AUGAUAACCGCAUUAAAGAAAAAAUUUGUGGGUGUAGAUACUAGUGAACAUGGUAGCGAGCCUAGCCAAAUGCCUUAUGGUAUUGCAACUCUUGAUCAUAAAUUGCAGAAGAAGUAUUCAAAGGGUGUACAGUAUAACAUGAAAAUUGUUAUUCGAGGUGAUCGCAAUGUUGGCAAAAGUUGUCUAUGGCGACGUUUACAAGGCCUUUCCUUCAUCGAUGAAUAUAUACCAACAGAUGAAAUACAGGUGGCAUCUAUACAGUGGAGCUAUCGUGUAACAGAUGAUGUUGUGAAAGUUGAUGUGUGGGAUGUGGUCGAUCGAAGCACCAAAAAGCGUAUUAAAUCGGAAGGCUUGAAAUUCAAGAACGCGAAAGUAGAAUUUGAGGAAUUUGCUUGUGAUGCUCAAUUUGUUAAUGUGUACAAAGGAGCCAAUGGAGUCAUACUAAUGUUUGAUAUCACUAAAAAUUGGACAUGGGAUUAUGUGACUCGAGAACUAUUGAAUAUCCCGAGUAAUAUACCGGUAUUAAUCCUCGGUAACAGACGAGAUAUGGGACACCAUCGACAAGUUUCAGAUGAUGUUUGUCGAGCAUUCAUAGAAAACUAUAAACGUGGUGCAAAUUUUAUCAUAAUAUUAAACAAAGUUUCGUGGAUAACUGUUGCUCGACAUUCGACGGCAGCAUUAUUCUACUUAUUAGUACUCGUGCAGUGGCCUACCAGUAACUUAAGCAUGGCUAAUAUUACAGCUACUCGAGUAGGUCUAACAAACACUGCUUUUAUAUUGUUCUUUUGGUGUGCUAUUUUUUAUCAUUACAUGGUAUCCGCGGGACGAGUAGAAAUUGACUGGAUUAACGGAAGAUUUCUUGCUAGUGGUUGGUUAGUUCAAAGUUCACGUCGUACUCAUCGAUUACUCUUAGUAUUAUCAGUUGCUGUGUCAUCUGCAGCAGUUAUUCAUGCAAGUACUUUGCAUUUACUGUUGAAUGCUGAACGGCAAUCACUCGAAUUUCCAUCUACUUCUUUAUCAUUUAAUAUUUUGAAGAUUGAUUUCUUCUUUGUUUUAUUAUUUGCUCUAUACUGUGGUGCUCGAUUAAGUUUAGAACCAACAGGACUUUCAAAAAGGUCACGCCAUUCUGCUGUAACUGUUGUGGCACAUACUACCUCCCUUCCAUCGCCAUCUACUUCAAGUUCUAGAAAUUGUACAGAAUCUGUUGUUAGUUUAAUUGAUUCUUCACAAAGAUAUAUACCGCAAGAAGUGCUACAACCACAUCAUAAAUGCCCGCAGUACAUUGAAGAAUGCAAAAUUUGUCUUCAGUACGUUGCUGAUCGAGUAAUUGGUUGUAGUCAUGUGCUGUGUAGUAGUUGUUUAUUGAAAAUAAUUAUGGAAUGUCAAGGCGAAAACAGCCUGAAUGGUAUUCGUUGUCCGUUUUGUCGACAACAGAUAUGCUAUGUUCGAGAAAUUCAAUUUACUGUAUCUGAUUGCUUCAUUCCUAUUUCUGAAUAUCUCCAAGCCAGAAUGACUCUUAUGAAUUCAAAUGUUUGGCAAUUCCGUGAGGAAUCUGUAAAUACAAAUAAAGGAAAUGAGCCUGCUGCGAUUCGUUAUUCACAAUGUUCAAUGCGCAAUGCUUUUGGAUUGCGUUUUCUUUAUCUCUUCUUUAAUAUACCGUUCUUAUAUCUACAGCGAGAAACACUAUUGGGUCAGUUAAAGACCAAUCAACGUGAUAUCAAGUUAAGUUUCGAUGAGCUGGAUAUGUUUGAAGAAACACAAGAUGCGAGCUAUGAUAAGUUCAUUGAGAAUGUGGCCGCGCGUCGAAGACUCGCUGCAGAAAAAGCUGCGCCUUUAUCGAUGUCUGAAGCAACAGGACGUGGAUUGCCGGUUGGUGGUGGACAGCUCAUACCAUAUAGUGGAUUUCAAGAUGAAUCUCGUGUUUGCCAACAUUCAAAAGAUAUUGUAUCGUUGUCAGAUGCCACGCAUUCGAUGCAGUCAGCUGUUCUUCAGUCGCCUUCAAAAUUAGACAAUACGUCGCAAGAGGUGAAAAUAGACAUAGAUGUGUCUCUUAAUCACGCUUGCAGUAGCGAUGAAGAGAUGAACAAUAUGGUAACUACUUACGAGGAAGACAUAUCAUCUGAAGAGGAAUUUCAAGCUGAAAAAGCGGUGAUAUCACAAAAGCGAUUGGAUAAUUCUCGAUUACAGUCAUCUUCUUCGAAUCGAGAACCACAAACGCCUAUAGCUUACCGAGUACCUAUCACUAAUUCUACUCAUGACGUUAAUGGAAGUAGUGAGUAUGAAAUAUCACACAAAAGAAUGCAAUCAAAAUUUAGCAAUGAUGAUUUCGAUUCUUGGCUUGAUGAUAUCGAUAGCGUAGAAGAUACUACCGAAGUGCCAUUCAAAGAUCCGGAUGAUACAGUGCCGAACUUAUUGGUUGCUGCUAUACCUGUUGAUUCUGAAAGUGAUGACGAUAUCAAACAUCAUGUUGUCUCCUCUAGAGGUACUUAUGUCGAGGGAAAAAAUUUUGACGUGAAAUCAAAAAGUAGCAUAAAGAAGAAGACAGACAAGAUUUCUCAUCAUGAAGAAUUACCCAGUACACAUGAUCAUAACCAGAAAAAUAGUAAAAUAUUGUCAAAAAGGUGCCUUUUUGACAGAGAGUGUUCCAUAAAUCCGAAUAGUUAUGACCCUCUGUAAAC
This is a messenger RNA of Thelazia callipaeda (thelaziosis nematode), 2678 nucleotides long. Lineage: Eukaryota; Metazoa; Nematoda; Chromadorea; Rhabditida; Thelaziidae. The record is from the annotation of a GenBank genome assembly.